GUCCCGGUCCACCACUGGACCGUCCAUCCGGCGCUCGUUUCCUGCUCUCUUCCAGGAUGGAAUACUUUGCGAAGCCGCAGGCGUCGUCGGCGGUGAAGAUUGUGAAGCCUGAGGGCGGGGAUGUGCAGCUGCCGCCGUUUACGAAGCCGCCGAAGAAGGAUCUCUCGCAACGCCAUUGCAAGAACGUCCACAUCUACGGACAGUGCAAGUUUGAGGGCCAGGGCUGCCCAUACUACCACCCGCCCACGGAGUCCGAUGCGUGCGUCUGCGAGCUUUGCUAGUCCUCAACCCUCGCCCUGACCUCCUUCGCUCUUCCCAGGCCGCGCGCAGAGUCCCCGAUCGGCACGUCGCUCUCAGCGCAGGCCAUCAACGCGCCCGUCUUC
Molecule: messenger RNA, 383 nt
Organism: Schizophyllum commune H4-8
Lineage: Eukaryota; Fungi; Basidiomycota; Agaricomycetes; Agaricales; Schizophyllaceae
Exons: 3
Coding region: 57-281 (74 amino acids)
Molecular function (GO): metal ion binding
Source: RefSeq, a predicted model, not a curated record